UCCAACUUGCUCAUGGAUCAUCCAUAUUCCAUAGAUUUCAAACCAUCAAAAAUGGCUUGGGAGCAUGAAACUCUUUUGGAGAGAAAAAAAAAAAACAAAACAAGAAAGGUUUGUAGCCCAACAUUUUGUUUAGCGUAUGGUUAUGGCCCAAAUCUUGUCAAGUGUUGACAAUAUAAUGUAACAGAGGCCAACAACAAAUGGCGUUAUGUUGCAACUAGUUUCACAGUAAGUGCAGAUAUACUAGAGCCCAAAGGCUUUCCCUUGGUCGUCUUAUCGAAAAUCAAAUCUGAGAAAAAGUUCGACAUAUGCAGAUAUGCUGGUAAACAGAGCUCAGGAGCUCUCCCUAACUCUUGCAACAAUCACAACCAAUUUCCCUUCCUUGAGCCCUAUUCCCUCCAAAACCACCAUGCGUGGUUGCCGGUUGUAUUCUCUCUCUUUCCUUCGCCUUUUCCGCCCCCUUUCCCACCCCCAAGUCGGGUUUUUCCGCCCCCUUAUCCCACACCCUACCCCACGACUGCCCCCUUCUUUUUCCCGCCUCAAUUUCCUCGCUUCUUCCUCUUUCUCGACCUCUCCUGUUGGUUUGAUUGAUGAAAAGGAAGGGGAAGAGAACUGGGAUCUUUCUAACAAUGAAAACGAAGCAUUUUCUUUUGAAGAUGGUGAUGGGGUUUUUGCGGGGAACGAUAUGAAGCAUUUGGUUGCGCCGAAGAUGGAAGUUAAGGAGUUGGAAGAGUUGCCUGAACAGUGGAGAAGGUCGAAGCUUGCUUGGCUUUGCAAGGAGUUGCCUGCUCACAAGGCGGGUACUUUGGUUAGGAUUUUAAAUGCGCAGAGAAAGUGGAUAAGGCAAGAGGAUGCUACUUACUUGGCAGUUCAUUGUAUGAGAAUUCGAGAAAAUGAGACCGGCUUCAGGGUCUAUAAGUGGAUGAUGCAGCAACAUUGGUAUCGAUUUGAUUUUGCUCUUGCUACCAAGUUAGCAGACUACAUGGGCAAAGAGAGGAAGUUUGCAAAAUGUCGGGAGAUAUUUGAUGACAUCAUCAACCAAGGACGUGUGCCUAGUGAAUCUACAUUUCAUAUUUUGAUCGUUGCAUAUCUAAGUGCACCAGUUCAGGGUUGCUUGGAUGAAGCUUGUAGCAUUUACAAUCGGAUGAUUCAGUUAGGAGGUUACCAGCCACGUCUUAGCUUGCAUAACUCACUUUUCCGAGUUCUUUUAAGCAGACCAGGAGGCUCUUCAAAAUAUUAUCUAAAACAGGCUGAGUUUAUCUUUCACAAUUUAGAAACAUGUGGCCUUGAGAUACAAAAAGAUAUCUAUGGUGGCCUAAUUUGGUUGCAUAGCUAUCAGGAUACAGUAGAUAAAGGAAGGAUAAAGUCACUAAGGAAAAUGAUGCGAGAAGCAGCUAUGGAGGAGGGAAAAGAAGUGCUUGUGUCUGUCUUGAGAGCUUGUUCGAAGGAAGGGGAUGUUGAGGAAGCUGAAAGAAGUUGGCUCAAAAUACUUGAUUCCGGUGGCAAUAUCCCUUCUCAAGCUUUUGUAUACAAAAUGGAAGUUUACGCAAAGAUUGGAGAAAUUAUGAAAUCUUUGGAGGUAUUCAGGGAGAUGCAGAAGUAUUUGGGUUCUGCCAGUGUUGCAGCAUACCAUAAAAUCAUAGAGGUGUUUUGUAAAUCCCAGCAAAUGGACCGUGCAGAAUCCCUCAUGAAAGAAUUCAUAGAGGGUGGUAAGAAGCCACUUAUGCCAUCUUACAUUGAGCUAGUAGAAAUGUACCUCAAUUUGAGCUUACAUGAUAAGUUGGAGUUAACCUUCUUAGAGUGCCUAGAGAAGUGCCGACCCAAUCGAACUAUCUACAAUAUAUACUUGAACUCUUUGGUCAAAGUUGGAAAUCUUGGCAAAGCUGAGGAAAUCUUCAACCAAAUGCAUGGUAAUGUAACAAUUGGUGUCAAUGGCAAAUCAUGCAAUACCAUUCUAGAUGGAUACCUAUCUUCUGGAGAUUUUUUUAAGGCAGAAAAAAUAUAUGAUCUGAUGUGCCAGAAGAAAUAUGAAAUUGAAUCUUCAUUGAUGGAAAAGCUUGACUAUGUCCUUAGCUUGAGCAGGAAAGAGGUUAAGAAACCUGUGAGCCUAAAAUUAAGCAAAGAGCAACGGGAAAUAUUAGUGGGGUUGCUAUUAGGUGGUUUACAGAUUUACUCAGAUGCAGAGAGAAAGAAUCACACGAUACGGUUUGAGUUCAAUCAGAAUUCUGUUACACAUUCUAUUUUGAAGAGACAUAUUCAUGAUCAAUAUCAUGAGUGGUUACAUCCUUCCGGUAAGCCAACUGCUGGUAGUGAUGAUAUCCCACACAAAUUCAGUACCAUCUCACACUCAUACUUCGGUUUCUAUGCAGACCAGUUUUGGCCAAGGGGUCAACCAGUGAUCCCGAAGCUAAUUCACCGAUGGCUGUCUCCGCUUGUACUUGCAUACUGGUAUAUGUAUGGGGGCUACAGAACAUCAUCUGGGGAUAUUCUUUUGAAGCUGAAAGGAAGCCAGGAAGGUGUUGAGAAGGUUGUAAAAACAUUGAAAGCAAAAUCUCUGAACUGCAGAGUGAAGAGAAAGGGGAGAGUGUUUUGGAUCGGAUUUCUAGGAAGCAAUUCUACGUGGUUUUGGAAACUGGUAGAACCUCACAUAUUAGAUGACUUGAAAGAUUUUCUGAAAGCAGGCAGUGAUACCAUGGACAAUUAUGCAGUCGAAUCUCAGGACAUCAACUUCGACAGUGCAUCUGAUUCUGAUGAAAAGGAUUCUGAUUACAGCGAGGACGAUAAUUCAUGAGGCUUGUACAAAUAAAUGAUCCCAUUUUUUUUAUCAGAACAAGGAUCAACACAUUCAUCAGAAUGAUUUUCUCGUUAACAAUCACUGAGGGUGAUAAAGCCGAAUGUCAUGCCCUCUGGUUUGUGAAGCUACUAGGGCACUUCACUUCUCAGCCCUGAUGGAUCAAUGGUAUCGUGCGGCUGCAUCUGCAAUUUGUGGAUAAUUAUUAACUAAUUACUUAGUAUAUACCAUGUUACUUUUGUUUUGCUUUCUAACAAUCUGAAUAUUUGUUCAUCUUAUGGUUUUGAUUUACGUUCCCACUAGCUUUCAUAGAAGGGUGAUACAUAUAUUUUAGAGUAUAUUUAAAAAA
Messenger RNA from Durio zibethinus, 3137 nucleotides. RefSeq names its product endonuclease (gene OTP51). The record is from RefSeq and is a predicted model, not a curated record. Lineage: Eukaryota; Viridiplantae; Streptophyta; Magnoliopsida; Malvales; Malvaceae. Gene Ontology annotation, biological process: photosystem I assembly; mRNA cis splicing, via spliceosome; Group II intron splicing. Gene Ontology annotation, molecular function: endonuclease activity; protein binding.